CGUGGUAAAAAAGCAUCGAUAAUUCGCUUCGUUCGCUUCGUUCGCUUCGUUCGCUUAUUUAUUAUGUCCGAAUGACACUGUGAAUAUGAUACUGUAUUACCGAUAAUGGUAACGAAAGUGUACAAGUUUGCGACACGUGUGACUGAAAGAUCUGCGGUUCUUGUGUAUGCUAAUUUCAAUCUCGUUUACAGAUUUCUACCUUUUCCCAAGAGUUGGCCGCGUGGUGUAGCACCAGUAAGCAGUUACAUACUUUGGUCGCAGUAAGUAAAACCCCGGGCAUACUCCGUGCUCCGAAUUAGCAUUCUCCGUUUCUCUCUGUUUUUUCCUUAUUUUUCCUAAAAGCUAGAAUUCAACAAGUAUUUACAUAGUGUACAGAAUACUUGGUCCUUGUUGUUUUUUUUAAAUGAGUAUUCCACGUAAUCGAUAUUUUGGAAAGCAUGAAGCAUCGAGCAUUGAGCAUUGAAAUCUCUAACACUGUGCAACAAGCGAUUCAAUGAAUCGAAAUUUUUUAAGUAACGAUUGAAAAUUUAAAAAAAAAUUGACCAGUAGUAUCGUAUAAGUAUCGUCGAUCAUUCGCGUAUGUUCAUCGUCAGUUAAAUCGCUUCAGUUGAUAUCGUCCGCGUUAGAAACAUAAGUAGAUACUUACAUGCAUUUAGGGUGUGGCUAAAACCGCUCGAAAACGGAAUCUACAAUAUCGACUAAUGUCACUCUUAUCGUAUCGAUCAGGUGAUAUUAUUAGAAAACCUACUACCCUUUAUGGGAGGUCGUGUCUCCUAGAAAAUUCUAAUUUGUCUAAUUCCUUUUAUUUAAUAUAAUAUGUAUCGGUAGUAUAGUAAGAAACCGGUGAAACAAGUCGAAAGAAAAAAAGAUGCGUUGAGAUUUGGCGCUGCACAUCUACCAGAAGUGCGCGCGCCAUCUACCGGAAAGACGCGAUACAAUAUUUGAUUAGAAUCGUUUCGCCCCUCUACUCGAUUCAUCAAUUUCAUCGGUAGAGUUGAACGUGGUUCGAAGAUGGCGAUAAGAGGGUAGAACGAGCAGACGCUUCGCAAGGAAGUCUCUUUCUUGCCGUGAUAGCCAAAGCUUGGGCUCCCGUUGUGUCAGUGGGACGGUCGUCGCAACAAGCGUCCUCUUUGCUUUGGUCGUCUAAAAAGCCCGUUUCGUCUUCGAAUUUGUAUGUAUUUAUAUUUGUAUAUGGUGGUGGGUUCUUCGCUGUUGGCUAACCAAUACAGCGAGUUCGAGGGAAAUACUUUAAUCUAAUCGUAUCGGAAACCAAUUGCAUCGAUGCGUUACGUACGUAUGUUUCCAACAAAGAAAACGACAAUGAAAUCAAAGCUCCUUCGUAAACUUUAAACGGUCUAGUCACCGAAGGAAAACCUUUGAAGAGGUAAACUGGAUACGUCUAACGAUAAGAAAGUAUUUUAUUUAUAAUCAAAGUUACAUCCUGCUAAGGAUGCUGAAAGCCCGCGUUUUCGUUAAUCGUUGAAAAAUUUGCCAAAGAGAACGGUUUACCAAAAACAAAAGGAAAAGGAAAAGGAAAAGGAAAAGGAAUAAAACCAAAGAUCAAAAAGACUUGUUCAAACUUGGAUUGGAUGAUAGAAUCAUAGUCAGAAAUAUUUUAAUUAUAGUUGUAUAAUCGUAGCAAAGAAGAGAUUGCUUCUUGAAGAAGACAAAGACUGAAAAGCAAACAUAAGCGACAUCGAACGAGACAUUUGAUGGUUUUUCAAGGAUUAUUCGUCGGACGAAUAGAAAUAGGUAGAGGAGAGACAGCGAAAGAGAAAGAAGAAUGAUCGGGGUGGAUGUAGGAAAGGAUAGAUUGAUACGGGAGAAAGGUGAGAGCUCGUCAGAGAAGGGUUGGAAAAACGAAAGAGGCAAAGGGGAAAGGGGGGUUUGAAAGAGGCGGAGGGGGAUAAAAUCCAAGCGAUAUCGACCGCGAAUUGCGCUUGCGCGGAAAAAGGCGCGCAAUCGCUCUGUCAAGGAAGCGGCGGUAUCGUCGCGGGAUAUACAGAGAGAGAGACAAGUCAGUCGAUCGUCGCAACGAGCAACGUCGUCGACGAGUGACCCUGCCCUUUAAUCGAUUCCUUUUUAUCGACGCAGCGUCGUCCCGUUGUCUCGCGACCGAUCGACCGAUCCUCCUCCUCCUCUUCCUCCUUCUCCAACAUCAGCCCUUGUUGCAACGUUCGAUCGUGUUUCGACGGCGAGAAAACUCGUCGCCUGUUCGUCAACCAUAUUCCGUAAAAUAGUUUUCUCCGUCUUAUCGUUUCAUCCCUUCUGCCCGGAAUUCUUUUCAACUCGCGGUGAUUCCAAUGCGCGCAUCAACCAAAUCCGUAUUAUCCGAACAAAACGGAUGGGUGCGAAAGGUGAAGUCGUUGUCGAUGAACGCGCGCUAGAAUCGUAAGUAAGAGCCUUGCUGUCGAAAACGAAUUCUUUUUGAUCGUUGCGUCUCCGCCGUUAGAAACUUGACAGCAGUCUCGAAAAAUUAGGCAGAAAAGAUGAAAGAGCAGCAACGCGAUUUCGUCUAGUUUCGUGUCGUCAAGCGUUAUCGCGAUAACGAAGCAAUAGCAUAUUAGGUACACCGAACAGGCAGAAACAGAAAGAAACGGAAAGGGAAAUACAAAGGAGGGAGGGAAGGAAAAGAGACGGAAUAUCGAAGCGAUAAGAGUCCGAUAACCGAGCGUAUUCACUUUAACAACGCGCGUACCCGCCACCGUUUCGUCGUUGACUCGACCUCUCCUUUGCCGUGGCGAAGACGACGACGACGACGACGACGACGACGACCACGAGAAGGAUGAAAAACGGAAAUUUUCUUAAAAAAGUAUCCUCGUGUCAUCUACGAUACUCUUGGAGGAAGAAGCUGGACGAUGAUAGCAAGAGCUACGAUUAACGGCCGUUUCUUAAGAAUAAACGACUCGCUCGCAUCCAAGUCUCCCGACACGACUAAACUUGACGAACGUAACGUUUCCUUUCUUUGAAAUAAAAGAAGACUAAGGAACCAGAUGGCCAGCCUCGAUAUGCAACAACAGACCGUUUUAAGCGAAAUUGUUGAAAACGAAAGAGCGCAAGAGGAAAUUGAGUUGACCGAACUACUGCCGGUGAAACAGUGUGAAAUCAGCCAAGAAAACGUAAUUUUUGCGCGAGCUAACUUUAGCGUGAACGCGGAAGUGGACCCAAGCACGAGCGAUGCUUUACAAGUACUUGCAAGUUUCGGUAUCGCCGACGAAUGCAACAAGGAACAGUUUUCUAGAAGAAUUCUACAACGAGCAGGAAAACAGACUCGCGGAGAUUGUCGUGGAGAAAAGCCACGGAAGCAGAUCGACGAUAGCGACGACAGCGAAAUCGAUCUUGCCGCUAGCCAUAUCAAACUAGUUAAUCAAACGUUCGAAGAUGACGAGGCGAAAAGGAAAAGGGAAAGGGAAAGGAAAAGGAAAAGAAAACGGGUGGAUAGGAAGGAGGCGAAAUUCUGUAUCGUCGGAGACGAGGAAAAGGAGAGAAAGGAGGAGGGAAACGAGGAAGAGUCGAUAAACGUUUACCUCAGCCACGGGAAAAGAAAUUUCUUGAUGGAAUAUAACGAAGAAGAACCAACUUAUCUGGAUCUUGACAAAAAUAAUCAUGCGAACGAUGAAAUUUACGUGUUUCGUCGCGAACCUCUGGACUCGGAACAGAGAAGAAACAGAAACAGAAAUUCGAACAAUGCAGAUGAGGUUUACGAAAAUAAUUACCACCCACCACCACCACCACCACCACCACCACCGACAACUACCGAUGGCGCGUUGUUUGAUCGCAUGGCGAUAUCUUGCCGAAAGAGAAGCGAAAUGGUCGUCGUUGAGAAACAAAUCGAAGAGAAGGUAGAAAAUCGGACGAACCCUAUCGUCGAAGGAAAUUAUCUCGACGAGGGGGAAAACAACAACGUGGUGCGAUCGAAUCGAUUCAAAAUCGAAAACGAAAUUGACGAAAUUAAUCAAGAGGAGAAGGAUCGCGACGACGACGAUGACGAUGACGAUGACGAUGACGAUGACGAGGUCGAUACAGAUAUUUCCAAGGAGGAGAGUCGGCAGAAAAAGUAUUGUUGCGUCGUGUGCGAGGCUCGGUUCAAAGGCAGCGGUGGACUUCGCAAUCAUUACAAAAUCGUGCACGGAGCUGGACCGGUGUUCAAGUGCGACGAGUGCGGUAAAGAAUUUCCGUUGAAGGAAAGAUUAAAGCUACACGUGAGAACGCAUACCGGCUUCAAGCCGUACAAAUGUUGCGAGUGCGACAAGAGCUUCGCCAGGGGAGGACAGCUGGUGCAGCAUCGACGCACUCACAGUCAGGUUAAACCGUAUCGUUGCGGCCUCUGUUCCGGCACGUUCACCUGCGCGGCGAACCUUGCGUUGCACGUGAAACGUCACAAUGGCCAAAAAGAUCACAAGUGCGAAAUUUGCGGUCGUGCGUUCGUUCGACGAGACGCUCUGAAGAAACAUCUCGAGUGCCUUCACAGAGACGUGAAAUCGUUUCUUUGCGUGAUUUGCAACAAAACUUUCAAGGGUCAUUUACCUCAGCACAUGAGGACGCACGCGCGCGAUCGACCCCAUGGAUGCGCCACUUGUGGCCAAAGAUUCGCUCAAAAGUCUCAGCUGACGGUACACCAGAGGACUCAUUCCGGACAGAGGCCGUUCAGGUGUUUGGUCUGUUGGCAGGCUUUCGCGCAUUCGACCGCGCUCAAGUUGCACACUAGAAGGCACACCGGCGAACGCCCGUUCAAAUGCGCCGAGUGCAACGCCGGCUUUACACAGUUACCCCACUGGAAGAAACACAUGAAAUGUAUUCACGGCCGAAACGAGCCGUACGCCUGCAACAAGUGUAAAAGUUUCUUUCGAAUCAAAAACGAUUUGGAAUGUCACGAAAAAACUUGUCAUCCCGAGUUUCCGAUCAUCAUCUCUCACGAUCUUCGCGACCGGCAUCCUGACCAUCCUGGCCAUUCGAACCCUCCUCGUCGAGGCUCGUCGACCAAUCCAGCAGCGGCAGCGGCAGCGGCGGCGGCGGCGGCGGUGGCGGCGGCGGAUGCUUUCACACCAUCAGCCCCGCCGCCACCGCCACCGCCACCCUUUUCCAACGAGCAGCUCGUCGACAAGCAUUCUUCACCGGCUUCAAAGUAUCGCUUGAUGACCGUCGAGCGGAUGAGACUGUUGCUCGCGGUUUUGCUCAAGAGGAUCAGUAAACAGGAGAGACUGGACGAGCUAGGUUUCGGCAAAAGACUGAUCGAUCAAGUCCUUCACGAUUCUCUCAUAUCCGCCGGUAAAGAUCCGGUAGCGAGCCACGGUCUCUCCGAACUCGAGACUCUGACGAAAAAUCUCGAGAUAUUUCUAAAAUGGACCGUACCGAAAGAACACUGGGAACAUUUUCGUCGAUUAAACAAAACUCCCGAAGACAUCUUGGAAACGCUUACCGCUACCUAAAUCAAACUCUAAACGACACCAAAGAUUAUCGAAACGAACACGGAGGCUUUUCUUAAAAUCAGCGAAAAAAUAUAGAAAUGUAGUCGAGCCGAUUCGAUUCGAUCCGAUCCGAUUCGAUCCGAUUCGAUCCGAUCGUGUGAAUAAUAGGGAUAAAGGGACAAGGAAAACAAGAGAGAGCGAGAGACUAUUUUAUUAAUUGUUCGUUGUAACGUACCGUAGAUAACGAAAACGUUAGUAACGAUUUAUCAAAAACGCGACGCGCACACAUCGUUUACGUUUACGUUUCGUUUAAAGUUAAUACGUGCUAGUCCAAAGUGCAAACGCUAUAUUUAUGAUAACGUUUUAAGCUGAUUACCUUGCACUCUUCGAUUCUCUAACAAAUCUAUCUAUUUAAUAAGAAAAUAAUCGACUGAUUUACUACUAAAGUUUCCAAAGAAAAGUUCGCGAUAAUGUUGUUGCCAUUUUUUUAUUUCUUACUUUUUAUUUUAUUUCCAUCUAACUAUGGAAAAUAGCUAAUGAAUUUUCCGUGUGAUAAGUUAAUUUAAUUAACGCGUCGAGUGCCAUACCGUUCGCAUCAAAUAAUUACGAAUGCUGUAAAACAUCCUAUGCGAAGCGGUUAAUUUUUUUUUCUUUUUUUUUCCUUCUCUAAUAUACAUAUUAAGAAGACGAGAAUCGCGUUUCGCUAGUAAUCGUAAAUUACUAGGAUCUAAUUACGUCGGCUUACCCGCGAAAGAGGCUUACAUGCGUGUUCCUUUAAACUUUAAACAGUUUAAACGUAUCUAAAAAUAUUCUUCUAGCAAAGAACGCGUUAGCAAUUUUUUAUUUUCUUUACGGUGCCAUUAAUCGUUAUUCAACUUUUUCUUGCCAUUUUCUAAACAUCAACGAACAUAUUAUUAUAAUUGUGUUCUUAUUUCGCGCGGGUCGUAUUAUUACGGUUAAAAGUAUUCAGUUUGUAAGAAACAAUCGCGUUUGCUUAAAAAUUUCAAAGUACCGUUCAAAAGAUUAACGUUCUUUUCCAUCGAACAAACAAAUGUCUGUUUUUCCACCAAAGAGAGAAGGAACGUUAAGACGCUUCUUGCCAGAUUUCUUAGCAUUUACAAUUUAGAUACCACUUUGGAUCUCCUUAGGUGAUCUGUACAUACAUACGUAUAUGUAUAUGUCCUAAAUCGAAGAGGCUAAAAUGAUAUGCUACAUUUAUACAUAAUUUACCUUAUCUUUUCUUUUCUUUUCUUUUCUUUUCUUUUCUUUCUUGCAAUACAUUUCUCUUUCAUCUUUUAUAACGCGUAAAAAAGAAAACACCGCCUUUUCGCGAUGAGAGAUAAUUGAGACUCGGAAAGAACGGGGACUUUAAUGCCUAUGGGUGUUCUAUCAUACUUCUUACCACAGUAAUUUUCAUUAACGCGCGUUAUUCGAUUUCACCAAAUGUUCGGUUACUCGCGUAUUCUCCACGCGUUUUUACUUCUUUACGCGCCUACUUUUAAAACGCGACAUUCUUUAGGUAGGUAUAAGUAAAUGUGACCAGACAAUAAUGAUGAAGAUUGCAAAAUAUAUAUACACUUUUAGAUAGAUAUCGCGUACGCGCAAAAUCACACGCAUAGUAUAUAAAUAUUAGCGAAUGAACAAAAAAAAAAAAAAAUAUAUAUAUAUAUAUAUAUAUACGUAUAUAUUAGAUAUACAUGUUAUAUUAUCGUGCGACAAAUACAAAUAGAGACAAGAUAGUGAUAAAUAUACGUUUCUAUGUUCCCUACCGCAUUAGCAUUAUAAUAAUGCCAUUUGAAUUCGUUUGAAAAAGGUUUGAACGUUCUAUGAAACGUGUAGCAAGGUGCUAUUGCGUACUACGUAAAAACGUUUCAAACGUUUCGUCAUCACUGUUCGUUUUGCCGGGUAAACCCUGUCCGAAUCGAGAUUUCAAGAAUAUAAGAACAAUUUCAUUUUCGAGAUGAAUGAAUGUUUGUUUCUUCGUUUGUUCGUUUGUUCGUUUGUUCGUUUGAGAACGCAUAAUAAAGGAGAAUUUGUUCGAUUUGCAUAUCGUUGAAAUAAAUUCAUCUUGCUGUGCGCGUUCAAGUUUAAUAGCAAAUCGCGAAAUUGUACAUUGAUACGAAUAACGACGAGACAUUGUCACGAAAUUUAUUCGAAAGAUCGAAAUCUACUUUUGCGCCCGGUAUAGAAAUGCAAACAAACCUUGUCGAAAGCAUUGAAUAUAGAUCGAGGUCAAAGGGGACUCGACGAAUACGGUACAAUUCGAGCGGAGAUUUCAAUGUUUCGACGUUUAAUUUCACUCGAUUUAAGUUAGACGACGGUGCCAAAGCAACAAUUUUUUAUUCACCUUGACACACGAUAGCUUGCGUGGUCAAUUGUUAUAUGUUUCUUCUCGAUUCCGCGAUUUCGCGAUUUCGCGAUUUCGCGAUUUCGAACAAACGUUAUUUCACAUUUAUAUUUUCCACUCUCCUUUGUAGUUUUCUGUUGAGCGCAUUAUCGAAAAUAUUUCAAGUUAUAUUUAUCGUUUUUUGUUAUACGCGUGCACGUAAAAACGUGCACGCGUGCCUGUUAUCCGCAUUCUAUUAUAUUAUAUUAUAUUAUAUUAUAUUAUAUAUAAUACAUAUUGUACUGUACAGUUGAAACGGUCAUUCAAAUAAAAUGUUUUCUCUUUCUUUCUA
This is a messenger RNA of Osmia bicornis bicornis, 8086 nucleotides long. Its product is annotated as zinc finger protein 652-like. The coding region runs from base 2994 to 5429 and encodes 811 amino acids. The transcript has 3 exons. The record is from RefSeq and is a predicted model, not a curated record. Lineage: Eukaryota; Metazoa; Arthropoda; Insecta; Hymenoptera; Megachilidae.